CUCCCGUUCCAAUUUACGUACCUUCAAAGGUAUAUAUUGGACGUAGCUCACAAGCCCCGAAACCUGACUUCACCUUAUCCACGAAAUUUCCAAAACUAGACACAGGCCAAAAUUUACGAUCGACAACGAGCUUACUCCAGUCCACAAUCAGCGAUGAUCCAAUCCAAGGACAUGAGACGUCCCGAGACGAUACAAUGGGAUCUCCCCAUCAGCGCCUCCGACUUCGAGAUCUUGAAAAAAGGCUGCAAACCAAGAUCGAUGGACGACCGAUGGUCAGUCCGGCCAACCUACCUACGAGAAAGCCACGCCUACAGCAUCAGCUGGACGCGGAGUUGGACGGGCGACCCGCACUACACCUUGAUCAUCGUGCGGAAUCUCUCCAGCCGGAAAGGCCCCGUGAUCGAAUCGAUGAUCUACGAGUCAUUCACUCAGUCGGACAUCGAUAUCACGGCGGAGAUGGCGAAGCAGGAGGUCAUUUGCCUAUCGAGGAAUAUGCUAGGAUGCGAGAUUAAGGCCUUCCCUGAAAUUGACGAGGAUCAAGUGUUCUCCUACCCUCUAGAUCCAGCCGAUUGAGGAUCUUGGAGGGCAGUUACGAUGUUUCGGCGUAUGAGCAAGGUCAAUUUAAGAUCGGUGCGGAGACAGUCUCAUAGAUCAGAGUCUCGAUGACAUGCGAUGGAAACGGGUAGGACAGGAAAGUGAUGAGUGACAAAGACAGAAUGUAUGCCAGGGAGAUGGCAAUAAGCUCUAUCAAGAAAAGCACAAAAAAGAAGAAAGUUUCGUCAUUGAAGU
Molecule: messenger RNA, 789 nt
Organism: Dissoconium aciculare CBS 342.82
Lineage: Eukaryota; Fungi; Ascomycota; Dothideomycetes; Mycosphaerellales; Dissoconiaceae
Exons: 2
Coding region: 154-573 (139 amino acids)
Source: RefSeq, a predicted model, not a curated record